CGGAGUUUUCCACUGACGAAAAAGGGCAGCGCGGCGCGGCGCAGCCCCGGCCCCGGCAGAGCGGGAGGCGCCGCGCCAGGCACCGCCGCUGCAGCCGGAGCCGCCGCGCCGACACCAACAGCCGCCGCCGCAGUUACAUGAAAAGUACGGCGUCACCAUGAGCGGAGUAUUGAAAAGGAAGUAUGAAGAGCUGGGGGAUGACAGUACCUACUGCUCCUCCUCCUCCUGCUCCCCUCUCUCCUCCUCAGCAUCCUCAGGAUGGGAGUCAGAUGAGGAGAGUUCCCAUGGGGAGCCCAAGCCCAGCUCUGCCUUAACGCCCAGCUUCACCCCCACCUCUAUCCUGAAGAAAUCCAAGCGACUAAAGAAGAACAAUGUGGAGUUUGACCGGGUCACUGUGUUUUACUUCCCACGCUGCCAGGGGUUCACGAGUGUGCCUAGUCGUGGGGGCUGUACCCUGGGGAUGGUGAGCAAACACAGCUCCUCCCGGCAGUUCACCUUAGCAGAGUUCUCUAAGGAGCAGGAAAACAUUCGUCGGGGGAAACUUGAGGAGAAAUUAAAGGAGGAGAAGUUGGAAGCGUUGAAAUGGAAACUAACCAUGAAUGGCACGAAGGUGUCAGAGGAGGCCAACCAGCUCACCAUCGAGGACAUCUCUGACGAUGACAUUGACGUCAGCAACGUGGACCUGGAGGAUGGCUUCUUCCUCCAGCCCUACCCUGCCAAGAAGAGACGGGCACUGCUGAAAGCACUGGGGGUGAAGAAGAUCGACAAGGAGGAGAAGCGGGAGCUGCACAACAUCCGCUUGUCCCGGGAGGACUGCGGCUGCGACUGCCGGGAGGUUUGCGACCCCGAGACCUGCAGCUGCAGCUUGGCAGGCAUUAAAUGUCAGAUGGAUCACACCUCCUUCCCCUGUGGCUGCACUAAGGACGGUUGUGGCAACACUGAGGGCAGGAUCGAGUUCAACCAGGCCCGAGUGCAGACCCACUUCAUCCACACCAUCAUGAAACUGGAGCUGGAGAAGCAGCAGCAGAGCAAUGAGAAGGUGGCAGAGGCCGAGCCCCCUUUUCGGGAGCGGCUCCCACCCUUGGGAUGCACUGGGGGGAAGGGCUCCUUGGAGGAGCGUGCUGUGCCGCUGGCACCUGCCUUCCAGUUCAGCCCUGACCUGGAGGCCCUGGGGGAGAACAGCUGCAGCAGUGACAUGACAGACUCCUCCAUCUCCUCCCACCCCAGCGAGGACCUGGAGGAGCCCUACGAGAGCCUCCCCUCCGACAAAUCCCAGUCGGACGUGGACGACGACGGCUUGGCACGGAUCCUCCACUUCAACGACUCGGAUGCUGAGGAAGAGGGAGGCCAUGGCCAGGAUGACUUGAGUUGCUUCCAUCCCACUGACUUCUUCAUCGAGGACCACGGUAGCGAGGCCAAGUCUGUCCCAGGCCACUUGUCCCACCUCUCCGAAUGCCUGGAUGAGAAUGCCAACCAGGAUGGUGGGGGUUUGCUGGAGGAUGCCACCCACGCGCGGUGCGAUGGGUUGUCCUGCUGCGCCUCAUCCCCAGCAGAGCCUUGCUCCAAGAGCUAUGCCGACCUCAGCCUUUCCUCUGACUCCUUGGAUUUCUUCCAGUCCUUCUCAGACUAUAACUUGGGACCUCUUUACAACUCCUUAAAGGAGUAUGAGAACCUCGAUAACUUCUCAGCAUUACAGUUUCAGUUGCCUAAUUUUCCUGGCUUCCCGCAAGCUGGAGAUCAGGGCUCCUGUUUCUUGGAGUCCCUCAUUGGUUUGUCUGAAUCUGUCCCUGAAACCCCAGCCCCUUUCACAGACAAUCAACUUUUGGAGGAUGCCAUCAAGUCAUCACUGAUGGAGACAGUGAAAGUGUGAAAUGCCCAUGUGGCUGAGGCAGCAAGGGCUGGUGCCGAAAGGAAAACUGAAAAAUUGUUGGACAGGCAAACUUUCACCAAAAGGAUAAUGCGCUACUCGAAAUUAAGGAAAGAAAAAAAAAACCCAGACAACAACAGCAAAAAGACUUUCCAAGCAAACAAACUAUUUUUGGUCUUUAUAGAAUGUGGACGUUUUGACAUACUGCAGCUACAAUCAGUCCUCUCGCUGUUUGUGCAAAAAUUUCUAAACUUUCAUGAUGGGGUUUGGGGGGAGGGAAGGGAAGAAGACUUCCACGUAUGAAUUUCCUUGUGUUUUGUAUGAAAAGACCUGUCAAGAAAUACUCCUCGCUAACGUUGCCAGUCGUACACACAGCCCCUUCUAGAAACGUUUCAGUGUUGUGGGAACUUUUUAAGACAACUUUUUGAAGCUGUAUUUAUUGUGAAAAUACGUGGUUUGCGUAAGAGUUAGUCCAACGUGCUCUUGCGUUUAAAUCGGACAAGGUUUACAGAAGAGAUCCAUACACCAUAUACAUAAUCAUUCUUCAUCUAUUUAUUGCAAAUUCCAGAAUUUAACUAGCCACUGAAGCUUGAACUAGCAUGAAACCUUAUUUAAAUUGGUAAUACCUCAGAUGUAUUAUGUGUACAAUCAUUAUUAUUUUUUUUGCAUAAUAUAUCUGUAUUUAUUUAUUUUCUACCUGUAGUACAUGAAUAGCACUGUGGUUUAUCAAUGACCUGGAAGGGCAAUAAGGUCUUCAGCAGCACCCAUCCUAAAGAUGACCCUGUUUUUUUUUCCUGAGUCUGAAAGGUGUUGGCUGUUUUGUCUUCACAUUUCUAAAAGAGCAGAAUGCAAAUUGUUGGGAGGGGAGGGAUGGGGGAAAUGUCUGUGCAAUGUCCUUUGGUCACUAUCAGCCUUCUAGUAGACGUGAUGUGUCUGAUCUCCAUAAUGCCACUAUGGAGAAGAAAACCCUCAACUUUUCAAGAAAUAAUAGGAACUAGCUCUAUUUAAACAAGAACAACAACAACAACAAAAAAACCCAACCCACUCCACCACCCUUUUCAUAAGUUAUUUUAUAAUUUAUUUAAUUUCCUGAGCAUUUGGCCAUAAGAUCUGUCACAGUUAGUUGUGGUGCCUGAAUCUGCAGAGGAGCUGUGUGGGGGGGUGUGACAAAGGGGACCUUUGCAGGCCAGGGGGGGCUUUGGGAGAGGAAAGCAAACAGCAGCAACACUGUGCUCAUGCUCCUCAGCAAGUACUCCUUAGGACUUCCCAACAUCAAGAGUGUUGCAUCUCCAAAACCUAGUGGGGUUUAUACUAUUUUAUUGGUUUUUAAUAUAGGUUCAUUGGGUGACUCAAAAUAGAUGGACGGGAAGGUUAUUGGGUUACCCCUCACUCUUCAAGUACAGUUUUAGAGGGAGGGAAAAAAUAAUGCCUGAAAACAAAGCUGAAAAACUUGAAGGAUUUUUUUAUUUAAUGAGAUAAAUCAUUGUGUUUAAGAAGGAUAUUGGGGGCCCUCUUGUCCUUUUGUUAUUUAAAUCAGUUUGAGAACAUGCCACUGUUUGGCCACGAGAUGUAACUGGACAUAAAAUCUUUAUGUCAGUGAUACACUAAGUGCCUAUGCCAGCAGUAUUGGGAAAAAAAACAAAAACAAACCUGCCAGCUUUAAAUCCCUGCUUGGGAAACGUGAAGUUUAGGGAUGAAGUGAUGCCUGGUGUUGCUGGCAUGGGGCAAGGCAGCAGCUUUGGCAGUCCAGCCCUGCUGCCUUGGGAGCUCUAAGGGAUGCAAAGACACUCAGAUGGGGAUGGGAGGAAACCUAAAAUACAGAUUUGGGGAUUUUUCUGUAGGUUGAGCUGCUUAUAUCCCAACAGAGAGGUGGUGCUCUCAGGUACCUGCUAUUCCACAGGUGCCUUGUGCAAACCUGGCAGAAUUUAGGAAACUUCUGAUGGAUGAAUAUGGCGAAGGCUGAGUUGUUUGGGUUGUGGUUUGGUUUUUGUGUUUUGUUUUGUUUUUAAUCAUUAUUAUUACUAUUUAAUUGUGCAUCUUCUCUGGUAUUGAGCCAGUCAGCUUGGAAGUGGAGCUGCUGACCCAGGAGCAGACGCUCACCCCGUGCUUUCCACCGCAUCCUCCCGUGAGGCAUCACCCUGGGGACCUCCCCAUUGGGCAGGAGGGUGACUGUAGGAAUACUACUGGCAGAUGGAGGAUUCCCUGGAUAUAAAUAUAUAUAUAUAUUAAUAAUAAUUAUUACUAUUUUUUGUUGUCAUCACUUCUUUAGAUUGAAAAAAUCCCCUUCAGUUAUCUCCUAGGUGGUAGUUUCUGUCCUUCAGACUGCAUCAAAAAUAUUGACAGUUGAAAGUUUGGUACUGUUCUUUUUGGUAUUUAUUGGCACUAAUAUAUUUUGUAACAUUCCUAGGUUUCUCUACAUAUAUAUAUGUAUUUAUAUAUAUAAAAUAUAUGCAAUAUUUUAUAUAUAUAUAUAUAUACACACACACUUUUUAAAAAAUUAAUGGUGGGGAUGGAUGCCUGCCUAUGUAGAUUUUUUUUUUCUAUAAUUUAUUCUUUUUAUUUGUGUUGGUGCCAAAAAAACCCAUGAUUUUUUCUCUUUUCCCCCCUCCCCGGGCACUGAAUUGUAAAUAUAUAUUUUUUUUCUUCUUCUUGGUAUCUGUGUAAAAAGUUGCCUGUUAAACAGUUUAAAAACUGGGUAUUUAUUGACACAAUCUGUAAUUAUCUAAUGUAUUGAUUGAAACGCUUUGGUUUCAACAUAGCUUUAUUUUAGCUUUCUUUGUGUAUAUAUUGUGAUUAUGUUGCUUAAAGGUACAAGUUAAAAAAAAUGCUUUAUUUUUACCUUAUCCAUUUGCAUUUGUUUAUAAAAAAAGCAUAUUUGUCUACAGCUGCUGUCUCUCAUUUCAUCAAAGCAAUAUGAAGAAAUUUCCAUUACACUUUCAAUAAAAUAAUUUUGUUUGAA
Messenger RNA from Calypte anna (Anna's hummingbird), 4826 nucleotides. It is a transcript of the gene CSRNP1, whose product is annotated as cysteine and serine rich nuclear protein 1. Gene Ontology annotation, biological process: regulation of transcription by RNA polymerase II. The transcript has 5 exons. Gene Ontology annotation, cellular component: nucleus. Gene Ontology annotation, molecular function: DNA-binding transcription factor activity, RNA polymerase II-specific; sequence-specific DNA binding. The record is from RefSeq and is a predicted model, not a curated record. NCBI's taxonomy places the organism in Eukaryota, Metazoa, Chordata, Aves, Apodiformes, Trochilidae. Bases 158 to 1870 code for a protein of 570 amino acids.